AGCCUGAGAAAUAAUCAAAGUGUGGUGUGUGUUUGUGUGGUUGUGUGUCGCUUCCAAGAGACGCAACCAUGCUCGUGUACAGGUUACUGUGCAUCGUAGGACUGUGCUUGGUGCGAGUGGACCGAGCCGCUGCAAGCGACGAUUGCAAAACUGCAACUGCACAAACCACCAGCACCCGUCCAUCAUCAGUCACGAACGAAUCAAUAACGACCGUUGACAAACUGCACUACCAGCUCAACGCUUCUGGCGAGAUCUUGAACGAUCCCUCGAAACCGCUACCGACCCUUGCCAACGGUCAUCUAGGAUUCACCGUGCUGAAGGAUGCGGUGUACAUGGCAGGACUGUACAAUGGUGCCGGUGGAUUAAGCCAUCGUGCCCGUAUCCCAAACAUCGCCAACAUACAGCUGGACAACGAUUGCUACCGAGGUGCCGAUCACACUUGCACCGUAACGCUCGAUCUUCGGGGUGGAUUUUUUCGCGUAAACUACGUGGACACUGAGCGAGCCUUCCGGAUGACGCACUUGCUCUAUCCGCACGCACUGUACCGGCGCUUGAUCGUUAAUCAGUUUACGUUUGAGCGACUCACACCGAACGCUGGCGACAUCAGUUUACCGCUUCGGCCGGGCACAGCUUUCACCAGCGAGGACAUUCAUUUUCAACCCAUUACCACACUUGCCUCGAGCCGUGUGCGCUCGAGCAACCGAUCUUCUGGUGCUGAAGGCAUGAAUCACAUUUAUCGUAGCUGUGGCACAACGCUGGAGGUAGAAAACUCUACCUAUCAAAGCCAGGGAAGACCAGUGUGUGUGCUAUGGAAUCACGUCCCAGAACGGUUGGUGCUGAGGGAGAAUGAGCAGACAAUCAGAUUUCGUUUCUUAAUGGCCGUUGGUGAAAAUGUGGGCAUUGCGGAAACGGAGCUAUCCACAGCGCUGGCCGAGACGGACGAAGAGUUACUGCUGGCGCAUACAUCACUGUGGGAUUCCUUCUGGGACCGUUUCGACAUCCUAAUGGCCGGAAACGAACCGUUACAGACUACCGUACGGUCCAGCGUUUUCUACCUGGUCAGCAGUCUACCGUUCGAGGCAAGCUUCACCAGAUCGCCCGGUCCGUUUUGGGGCCUCAGCCCGACCGGGCUCGGGCGCGGUGGAACGAACCUGGACGACUACGAAGGGCACUCGUUUUGGGAUACGGAAAUUUGGAUGUUUCCCGUGUUGAAUCUCAUCGAUCCGUGGUACGCGCGGUUGCUGAUAUCGUACCGUACGAAGAUGCUGCCCACCGCGAUACGGCUCGCUGCCGAGUCUGGUUACAAAGGUGCUCGAUUUCCCUGGGAGAGUGCAUUUACCGGUGUGGAGGUUAUACAGCCCUGCUGUCCAGGGGUGGCAAAGUACGAACAUCAUAUAACCGGCGAUGUAAGCUUUGCCCUCAGACAGUAUCUCGCCACCACGCAUGAUCUCGACUGGCUACGAACAAGGGGCGGAUGCGAAAUGAUACAGUUAAUAGCAGAAUUCUGGAGCAGUCGCGUUCAGUUUAACUAUACUGGGACGGAAAAUUACGACAUACCGGCGGUAAUGGGACCGGAUGAGGAUCAUGAAAAUGUAACCAACAACGCGUACACAAACGUGAUCGCCGGCUAUGCGUUGUAUUUUGGCGAGUUCGCCAGCUGUAUCUGUGGAGCGGACGUCACGGAAAAGAAUUGGAGCAGUAUUGCCAAACAGAUCAAACUUCUGUAUGACGAAAUAGCUGAUUUUCACAUCCAGUACGAAGGCUACCAAGCCUCCACGAAAAUUAAGCAGGCAGAUACAGUUCUGCUUGGCUAUCCGCUGCUGUACCCCGAAAUGCGACUGUACACAUUAUGGAACGAUCUACUCAUAUACGAACCGCUAACACGAUCAACCGGACCAGCAAUGUCCUGGUCAAUGUAUGCCAUCAAUCAUCUCGACAUAGUAAACUACCGAGAGGCGGCAACCAAUUUCAAUCGAAGCUAUCUACCGUACAUCCGCGGACCGUUCCACGUGUGGCACGAACUGCAACAACCGGGCCCUGGUGGUGCCCAAAACUUUAUCACCGGUGCGGGUGGAUUUUUACAGGCCGUUCUGUUCGGAUACGCCGGGUUUCGUGUAUAUCUCGACCGGUUGGAGGUACGCGGUAUCUAUCCGUUGGAGCUUUCACUCGCCGGAAUCGGAGUUACGGCCAAAGGAGUGCACUAUCUUGGGGCGCUUAUCACUGUAACGCAAACGAUUGACAAAGCGGAAAUUAUUGUGACUCACCUGCAGCACGAGCUAACGAUUGAGUUUGGCGAUCGGAAUGCUGCUGACGCUGUUGUACCCGACAGAGUCUAUCCACUUGAAGGAGGUGUGAAAGCGACAAUACGGGCUAAAGCUUAUCCGUACGGGGAAUGUGCUUUACCGAAGGAUAUUAUUGGAAAGUAG
This is a messenger RNA of Anopheles maculipalpis, 2426 nucleotides long. RefSeq names its product protein-glucosylgalactosylhydroxylysine glucosidase-like. Gene Ontology annotation, molecular function: catalytic activity. The transcript has 8 exons. The coding region runs from base 69 to 2426 and encodes 785 amino acids. Gene Ontology annotation, biological process: carbohydrate metabolic process. Lineage: Eukaryota; Metazoa; Arthropoda; Insecta; Diptera; Culicidae. The record is from RefSeq and is a predicted model, not a curated record.